This is a messenger RNA of Manihot esculenta (cassava), 705 nucleotides long. RefSeq lists its product as uncharacterized. The transcript has a single exon. The coding region runs from base 1 to 705 and encodes 234 amino acids. Gene Ontology annotation, molecular function: nucleic acid binding; RNA-DNA hybrid ribonuclease activity. Lineage: Eukaryota; Viridiplantae; Streptophyta; Magnoliopsida; Malpighiales; Euphorbiaceae. The record is from RefSeq and is a predicted model, not a curated record.
AUGGACAAAUGGACAGAAGUUUGUAAUGCUCUUUCUCAGGAAUCCGACUCAGAUAGUCUAAUACAACUUUUUGCCUUCCUUCUUUGGCAAAUAUGGAAAGAUAGGAAUGCUUUCACAUUCAAUAAUAUGUCUAAACCGGCUGAAGAGUCUGUUAGCUUAGCAAUUAGAAGUCGAGAUGAUUUUAGAGAAGCCACCUCCAACCAUCCUCUCCCCUCGCAUCAAUCAGAAAUGGAUCAACAGCUGUUAAUUCAUCAAUCUCAACUCUCUUGGCAACCCCCUCCUCUCGGUUUCGUAAAGCUUAACUUCGAUGCAGCUUGGGACAAGAAUUCGAAUUCAGGAGCCACUGCAAUUAUUGUUCGUGAUCCUUUUGGAAGUGUUAUUGACUGGUGCUGUCGUUCGUGGGUCUCUAUCUCAGACCCCUUACAAUUAGAGAGUAUUGCUUGUCGAGAAGCACUUCUUUUUGUCAAAAGUAGAGGAUUCUCUCACUCUAUUAUAGAAGGAGAUUCUCUUAUCACAGUUCAAGCCUGUAGGGGUAACCCAGCUCCCCUUAAUAUUCAAGAUAUUAUCUCUGACUCGUUAGAUAUCGCUAAAUCCUUUCAGUCUAUCUCUUUUUCUUGGGUACGUCGGACUCACAAUCAGGUUUCACAUCUCCUUUGUAAAAAGUUCAUCAGAGAUAGUUCGUUCAGAGUAAAUCCCUUGUAUUAG